CACAAAGUUUUCUCUCUCUCUCUCUCUCUCUCUCUCUUUUCCUGAAAAAUAGUUCCAUUUUCCUUCAUAUUUUCCCGGGAAAAUAAUGGGAAAGCUCAGCUUGAGCUGCUGCAAUGGCUUCCUUGAAAAUUCAAAACCUUACUUCGCCAUGAUAUCCUUACAAUUUGGAUAUGCUGGCAUGAACAUCAUCUCCAAAGUCUCUCUAAGUCGAGGCAUGAGCCAUUACGUUCUCGUCGUAUAUCGUCAUGCCUUCGCUACCGCUUCCAUUGCCCCUUUCGUUCUCUUCUUCGAACGGAGGGGACAGCCAAAGAUAACACUCAAAGUCUUCACUCAAAUAUUUGUGUUGGCUUUGCUUGGCCCGGUUAUCGAUCAAAAUUUCUACUAUGCCGGGUUGAAAUAUACUUCACCGACUUUCUCUUGCGCCAUGAGCAACAUGCUGCCCGCAAUGACAUUUGUGAUGGCUGUGAUCUUCAGGAUGGAAAAUUUGGACAUGAAGAAAUUGAGAUGCCAAGCAAAAAUUUUGGGAACUUUAGUGACAGUGGCAGGAGCAAUGUUGAUGACUUUGUACAAAGGGCCACUUGUUCAAAUGGCUUGGUCUAAGCAUUCUUCUAAUUCUUCCACAAAUUCUGAUGAAAAUAGUGCCAAUAAAGAUUGGUUUAAAGGCUCCAUUUUCCUCAUCAUUGCCACUCUUGCUUGGGCUUCUCUCUUUGUCUUGCAGAAUCAGGCAUUGAAGACAUACAAGAACCAUCAGUUCACUCUCACCACACUGGUGUGUUUUCUUGGCACUCUUCAAGCCAUUGCUGUGACAUUAGUAGCUGAGCACAAAGCUUCUGUUUGGAGAAUUGGUUGGGACAUGAAUCUCCUCGCCGCGGCAUAUGCUGGAAUUGUGACAUCAAGUAUUUCAUACUAUGUACAAGGGCUGGUGAUGAAGAAGAGGGGACCUGUCUUUGCAACUGCAUUUAGCCCUUUGAUGAUGAUCAUUGUGGCUAUCAUGGGCUCUUUUAUUCUUGCUGAAAAGAUCUUCCUUGGAGGAAUAAUAGGAUCCAUCUUGAUAGUAUUUGGGCUAUAUUCAGUCCUUUGGGGGAAACACAGAGAGAAUUUGGAGAUCAAAAGUGCUUCUGCUGCUGCCGAUGAUGAAAUACCAGAAGCAAUAAAAGCUAAUUCUAAUCCUAAUUUACAACCAAAUAACAAUAAUAAUGGAAAUAUGGGACCAAACAAGCCCUCUAAUUCACUUUUUAUUACCAUUUCUGACCCUGAAAACCCCAUCAAACCCAACCAAGUCCCAAGAGAAUGAUUGAGGGGGAAAUUAGGGGUGUUGGAGAUGGGCAUUUUUGUCUUUUCGCAUAUUAUCCCUCCCUCUCCUUCUCUAUAUUUAUGGUGUUUGAGUACUUUGGGUUUAGUGAUCAUAUGUGUACUAAUGGCAAUAUAUAUAUGUAUAUUUAGUUAAUAUAAGUUGUGAUCUCUCAAGGGUUUUGUUGUAAUUUUAUCGGGCUGAAAUUCGAUCAUGAAACGAUUUUGUUUUUAGCUUUUCUUUGUUUCUUGAGAAA
Messenger RNA from Momordica charantia (bitter melon), 1547 nucleotides. RefSeq names its product nodulin MtN21 /EamA-like transporter family protein (gene UMAMIT9). The record is from RefSeq and is a predicted model, not a curated record. Gene Ontology annotation, molecular function: transmembrane transporter activity. Lineage: Eukaryota; Viridiplantae; Streptophyta; Magnoliopsida; Cucurbitales; Cucurbitaceae. Gene Ontology annotation, cellular component: membrane.